AAAGAUACUGCUGGCCAAUGAAAGUGUAGAAGACUCUUCAGCUAUGGACGAUAGGAAGUCUGUGGUUACUAAUAACACUGAAGACAAUGGUGAAUUAAGAAAUCUUAAUCCAGAAACUGUAGGAGCCGAAAUGCAAGGCGAAUUAGACAAUGGAAUGGUCCACAAAGUCGCAGAAUCAACGGUUCCAAUGAAGGAGAGUGUAGAAGAUGCUACUGCUAAGGGAGACGGGAGUUCUGUAAUUCUUAAUAAGAAUACCGAGGAAGUCACGGAACAAAAGCCAACCAAGGAAAAUGAUGAAGAUGUAGAAGACAAAGAUCAAGAUGAUUCUGUUGCUGUUACAAAGAUUGCCGAAGAAGACAGUGUUGAAAAUAGCUCAGUGUGUUUGCAGAUGGAAUAUGAUUCCACAUCGGCGAGUUCUCAACAGAAAAUGCAAAGCAAACUGGAUGACAGCGAAGUUAACAAAGUCACAGAACAAUUAGCAACCCGUGAAAGAAAAGAUAACGCUUCAGCUAUGAAAGUUAAAGAUUCUGUUCUUCUUAAUGAGAGUAUCAUGGAAGAUGACGACAAAAAUAUCUCUCUCUAUCCAGAGUCAGAAGAUGAUAACAAAUUAGCAAAUUCAGAUGAGGAAAUUCAAAGCAUACCGGCCAGCAAAGGACAGCUGCCAACCAAAGAAAAAGAUGAUGUAGAAGACAGAAAUCAAGAGGAUUCUAUUGCUGUUACAAAGAUUGUCAAAAAAGACACUGUUAAAAAAAACUCAGAAAGUUUGAAAACAGAAGAUGAAGCCAAAUCAGUGAUUUCUCAUCAGGAAAUUCAAAAGAAAUUCGAUGGCGGUAAAUGUAACAAAGAAUACUUUAUUCCAGUCACAGAACAAAUAGCAACCGAUGAGAGAAAAGAGAAAGCUUCAGCUAUGGAAGUUGGAAAUUCUGAACAUCUUAAUGAGGACAUUAAGAAAGAUGAUGUCAGAAAUAUGUUUCUCUGUCCAGAGUCAGAAAGUGUUGACAAAUUAGCAAAUUCUGAUGAGGAAAUUCAAAGCAAAUUGGCCAGCAAAGUAAUCACAGAACAACUGCAAAUCAAGGAAAGUGUGGGAGUCACCAAAAAGAAUGUUGAGAAAGAUUUCGUCACUAUUGCCAACAAUACUGGUAAAGGCACUAUUUACAAUAGCUCAUUGCAGUGUUUAGAGCCAGUAGAGGAUGUCAAAUUUGCGAAUUCUCAACAGGAAAUGCAAGGCAAACUGGAUGGUACAUUCAUAGAACAACUACUAACCAAUGAAAGUGUAGGAUACAUCCAAGGAAAAGAUAAAGAUGAUUCUGUUGUUUUAACUAACAGCACCAAAGAAGACAAUGCUAAAAGCAGCUCAAUACGUUUAAAGACCAAAGGGGAUAGCAAAUUGGCGCAACAGGAAAUGCAGAGCAAAUUAGAAAGUGGAGGCGUCUGUAAAGCGGAAAGAAAACAACUGCCACCUACUGAAAGUGUAAAAGACGCCCCAGCUGCUGAGGGUGAUGGAGGUUCUGUUGUUAUUAGGAGCUACACCAAGGAUGAUAGUUUGAAGUUAAGCGCUCUGUAUAAAGAGACCGAAGAGACUGCCAAAUUGGAAAAAUUCCAAGAAAAAAUGCAAAGCAAAGUAGACAAUGGUACAAAACAACUGAUAGGCGAGGGAUAUGUAAAAGAAGCCCAAGAGUUGGAUGAUGACAUCGGAAAUUACGAUGUUAGGAAAAGUUUAUCACAUCUAAAAGCAGAAGAUGUUAAUUUCAAAUUGGCAAUUCACCAAGAAAAAUUGCAAAGUGAAGUAGACGAAGAAGUCAAAACCCAACAUGGUGACACAUUUAAGCAAACAGAUAUUCAAGAAAAUCAACAAACAGUUCCUGAAAGCAGCAAUCCAGUUAGUUGUUCUUUGGGUUUAGUUGAAAAUGAAGGAUGCAUUGAAAGUAUGCAGCAUGAUACUAAUUAUACCAACGGAUCACUGAAACAAAUAGAAGAGGGACGAGCUAACGAAGAACCACAAUCUUAUGUAAGUGAUGAACUGAAAGGUUUAGAAGAGCAUCUUACGAUAGCUUUGCAAAGGAAAAAUACAACAACCGCGGAAUUUCAAGAGAAAUCAAACGAUAUCCAAGAAAAAGCAAAACAAUACAGCACAGUUGGUGUUAAUACAAAAGAUUACAUGAUCAAAUCUUCAGACGCGGAAAAUAUUCAAAUAAAGAAUGCAAAUGAAACAUGCCUUUUUGAAGAAAAAUUUCAGGCUUACCAUGUGCCUGACGUUGAUGCGAAUAUUUAUGUAUCAACAGAUAACAUCUUACCAGAAAAAUCAGAUGAAAGCUGUAUGGAAUAUAAACCUCAUGACGUAGAAGUUGGCUCUGUGAAGAAUGGCAACCAGCAGUCAAAUACUGUGAAAGCAUACAAAGACAAAUAUGAAUUGGAGCACAGCAUUUCAAAAGUGAAACAAGAUGGAUCCCCUGGACUCUCAAAAAUACCUCGUCCAUUGAAUAGCGAGUACCAAACUAUGAUUGUAUCAAAUUUACCAAAACACAACCAAGAUUCCCUCUUCUUAGGUGUAAAUGGUAAAUCAAGAUUACCCAAAACGAAAGAUCUCCAUAUUAUUGAUGAUGAUAUAAACCAAACGAAAAUGUCUCAAGAAAACAGAAAAUACACAGUUGAAAGAAGAGUAGGAGACAAUGGUGUAGCACAACAACAAAUUGUGAAAUACAGACCAAGAACUGUUCCAGGGGAUAUAAACAAAAAAUAUCAACAGGACAAAUCUACAGAAUGUGAGGAUUUCCCUGAGAAUGUGAUGGAUACAACGCUAAGUGAUAUUGGCACACGAAAGUAUGUGCAGGAGACAGCCAGAUCGGGCAUUUCGAAUGAUCGUAAAGCAAGAACUCCAAACAGUCCAAAAAAAGGAUAUCGCUAUAACGAUGUACAACAGAAUUCAUCACAAAUCAAUCGUUCGUAUUUGUCGCCGUCCAAAAAUGUAAGACGGAACAAAGUGAUUGACCAUGUACCAGAAGAUCAGCUUUCACAAACUCAAAAAUAUUCCGAAAAAGUGGAUGACAAAACGAUAUUGAAUGGAGGUAAAUCCAAACAGUUUCGAUCCAAAAUACCACAGUAUCAAGGAAUCAAAUACAAAGGCACCUCUUCAACUGAUGAGGAUAUUAAUCCUAAGAACAACAAGGAUGUUUAUGCUAGGUCCGGAACUCCUCCAAAUCGGCAAGAUUAUAAAAGGGCAAAUGGCCAAACCAACCAAAUUAACAUGGUGGAUAUUACUAAUUUGAAGUCUGAAAUUGAUAUGACAAGUUCUGCCGAAUCUGUUCAUGCUGACUUAAAAACUAAUACUACUAUGGUAACAAGAGCAAACUAUAGAAAACGUGAAAAAUUGUCUGGCAGCUGUAUUGGUAACCGUUUGCACUUGCAGCCUUGCAAAGAUCAAAAUCAUCAAAUUCUUACGACCAAAAAGGAACACUUUUUUCAGUGUACGUCCAAGCAGGUAUGGAAUAAAAACAUUGGUAAAUUUAAGGAUCAAAGAAGAGUAACUGGAAACGAAAGUGGGUUUUAUAAUAAAAUUGAGAAGGAUCCUUUAGUGGACAUGAGAGAUCAUGAUGAAAGAAUUCCAAAACAUUGCAAUGAAAUUGGAUUUGACACAAACGAUAUGAAUUUGGAAAGUGACUCUCAAUAUGAAAUGUUCGAACAUUCUAAUCAGCAAAGGAAGAGAAGAGGUAUAAAUACUACGGAUGCUGUAGUUCCGCAGGCAGAGGACUUUGAUGUUCUCCAGCGACCAAACUACUACAGCUCAGGGGGAGAUAUGAUAGGAAACCCUAUCGCUAGUUCAACUCCUAUAAUCCGGAGACCUGUGUUGGAACCUGUGGCGACAUCAACUCCUAAAGACAGAGAGAGGCUUCCAGAUGACAACUCAAACCAAGUUGUCCCUUCACGGAGCUAUAUUCAUGACAAAGUAAUGAAAAGUGACACAGGCAUUGAUUUUGAUUUGAAAUUGAAAUGUGCUGAAAUAUUCUUGGGCAAAACAGUCAUCGGGGAAAUCGCAUUUCAGCUGAAUAGAAGAAUGAUUAAGAUUGUCUUUCAACAGAACACGACUAAAUUCAUGAAGGACUUACAGAGGGAUCGAGAUUAUUGGCAUGCUGUUCAGAGUAUACACUAUCUCAUUAUGAAGGAAACUUUAAAAGCUGAUGGUACACAAGAUGUCAUCAGUGAAUUAAUUUAUUCCGAUCGCUUUGAAAACUUGUUAAAGCGUCUGGAAAAGCACGGCUAUAACCAGAAGAUUCAUGAGGAGUUUGUUUAUAAAAUGGUUGAAAAAUAUGGAACAAUAAAUUGCAAACUAUCAAGGAGUCAGGUCAAGGAAUACGGGUUGGAAAAUCAAGAUGUGUUGGAGGCAUUGCUCUAUAAAACCGCUGCAAAUGGGGCAGAGCUGCACAAUACAAUGAUGUUACUCAAUUGUCUGCGCACGGUGGUAAAUUGGGACGGUGGUCAUUUGUUUAUAUUAUAGUAAAUCUGUAAUUAGUAAUAUUAACGUUGCUUUCUUUAUGAAAAGUUAUAAUUAUUAUAUCUGAUAUUACAAUGGAUAUGCGUCUGAAAAGUAUAAUUUGAUAUAUCAAAUGUGAUAUUAAUUUGUUUGUAUGUAUAAUUUGGAGUACAUGUAUAUUUUUGUGCUUUCUUUUAAUUUUGAAAACAGAGUUUU
This is a messenger RNA of Magallana angulata, 4684 nucleotides long. RefSeq lists its product as uncharacterized. Bases 44 to 4492 code for a protein of 1482 amino acids. Lineage: Eukaryota; Metazoa; Mollusca; Bivalvia; Ostreida; Ostreidae. The transcript has 11 exons. The record is from RefSeq and is a predicted model, not a curated record.